Messenger RNA from Hypanus sabinus (Atlantic stingray), 8557 nucleotides. RefSeq names its product serine/threonine-protein kinase MRCK alpha-like. The transcript has 39 exons. Bases 692 to 6094 code for a protein of 1800 amino acids. Gene Ontology annotation, molecular function: protein serine/threonine kinase activity; ATP binding. NCBI's taxonomy places the organism in Eukaryota, Metazoa, Chordata, Chondrichthyes, Myliobatiformes, Dasyatidae. Gene Ontology annotation, biological process: peptidyl-threonine phosphorylation; actomyosin structure organization. Gene Ontology annotation, cellular component: cytoskeleton; cytoplasm; actomyosin. The record is from RefSeq and is a predicted model, not a curated record.
GUUGAAUCGCGGCUCACCUCAGGAGCGGCAGCGGCUGGAGCGGAGCGGGGAGGUGAUGCUCGAGUGAGGAGGGAGGAGACCGCCAGCUGCCUUGUAAGAGGAACAGUGUGGCCGCUUUUCAGUUGUUUUCUUUCUUUAUGCACCGAGAGGAGCAAAGGAACAAUAUAUACCAGAGCAAACAAUAACAAGCCCCGGUGCAAAUGUCGGUGUGUGUGCGCGGGGUGUAAAGCCGGGUGCCGGGCGCGAUGCUGAAGCUCUGCAUCUUGAUGAAGCGGCGGGCUCGUUGAGCAGCGGCAGCGUUCCCUCUUUCCCCCCGGCAAGGACACCGACGUCGAAGCGAGCCCCAAGAGCCAGGCCGGGAUGGCCAAGCCCGGGGUGUGAGACUGCGGCCAACAGCCCUCGGGCCUCGCGGGGCAACUGAGAUGGUGCCCAGGCAGAUGUCUUCACCGGCAUUACCGGCGCAGCUGGUUUCCAGCGGGACAUUAACUGCUGUUCCCAAAUAAAGGGAGCCGCUGGCUUAUAAAUAAGCGAGUAGCCGAGCUUGAGACUCUUCUUCCCUACCCCUCCCACCGCCUUCCUCCGCUGUCCUUUCAUUAACCCCCCCCCACCCCCUCGAGCAGGGGAGGAGACGGCUUGUCCACCCCCGGCGCUGGAGGGAGCGAGCUGCCGGUUGCCUUUCCCUGGAGCCAAGAUGUCGGCGGAGGUUCGCCUAAAGAAGCUGGAGGAGAUGUUGUUAGACGGGCCACGAAGAAGCGGUCUGGCGGUCAGCGUGGAGACCCUGCUCGACAUCAUCGUGUGCCUGUACGAUGAGUGCGCCAACUCCCCGCUCCGGAGGGAGAAGAACAUCUCCGACUUCUUGGACUGGGCCAAACCAUUCACUGUUAAAGUGAAGCAGAUGCGGCUCCACAAGGAAGACUUUGAAAUCCUGAAAGUUAUUGGCAGAGGUGCAUUUGGUGAGGUUGCUGUUGUGAAGUUAAAAAAUGCAGACAAGGUUUUUGCCAUGAAGAUUCUCAACAAAUGGGAGAUGCUGAAACGAGCAGAGACUGCUUGCUUUCGAGAAGAGCGGGAUGUGUUAGUAAAUGGAGACAGCCAGUGGAUUACCACAUUGCACUAUGCUUUCCAGGAUGAAAAUUAUUUGUAUCUUGUUAUGGACUACUAUGUGGGUGGAGAUCUCUUAACACUACUCAGUAAAUUUGAGGACCGAUUACCAGAAGACAUGGCAAAGUUCUACUUGGCAGAAAUGGUUUUGGCCAUCGAUUCAGUUCAUCAGUUACACUAUGUGCACAGGGACAUCAAGCCAGACAACAUUCUUCUGGAUGUAAAUGGGCACAUCCGACUGGCAGACUUUGGCUCCUGUCUCAAGCUUAUGGAAGAUGGAACACGAACGAUUACUCUACUCAGCAAGGAUCAGGUUCAGUCUUCUGUGGCAGUGGGAACCCCUGACUACAUUUCUCCUGAAAUUCUUCAAGCCAUGGAAGAUGGCAAAGGAAAAUAUGGGCCAGAAUGUGACUGGUGGUCACUUGGUGUUUGCAUGUAUGAAAUGCUUUUCGGGGAAACUCCAUUCUAUGCAGAAUCUUUAGUGGAGACGUAUGGGAAAAUCAUGAAUCACAAAGAACGAUUCCAGUUUCCGGUCCAAAUCACUGAUGUAUCUGAAAAUGCCAAGGACCUCAUCCGGAGGCUUAUCUGCAGCAGGGAGCACCGGCUGGGUCAAAAUGGAAUUGAAGACUUUAAGAAGCACUCAUUUUUUGCUUGCAUUGACUGGGACAACAUCAGAAACUGUGAAGCACCUUACAUACCUGAAGUCAGCAGCCCCACAGACACAUCAAACUUUGAUGUAGACGAUGACUGCUUAAAAAAUUCUGAGACGAUGCCUCCACCUACACACACUGCUUUCUCUGGACACCAUCUUCCCUUUGUAGGGUUCACAUACACCACCAACUGUACUUUGUCUGACAGAAGCAGUCUGAGAGAUGCUGCUGGAUCAUCCUCGACAGACAUUGAUAUCAAUGUUCAGCGGACCUUAGAGGACAGCUUGGCCACAGAGGCUUAUGAGAGGAGGAUACGGCGUUUGGAACAAGAAAAACUUGAACUAAGUAGAAAACUUCAAGAGUCCACACAGACUGUCCAGGUUCUUCAGUAUUCAACUGUGGAUGGUCCACUAACUGCAAGUAGAGAAUUGGAAAUUAAAAAUUUGAAAGAAGAAGUAGUAAAGUUGAAACAGCAAGUAUUAGAUUCUGGUCUUAUAGAACAGCAACUUGAAGAGGCAAGCCUCAUCAGACGAGAUUUUGAAGAGGGAUGCAGGCAAAUUAAAGCACUUGAGAAACAAAUCAAAACUGCAAAGCAAGAGAAAGAGGAUCUUCAAAAGGAAAUAAUUGAAUCUAGUGAAAGGUUGAAAGUGCAAACCAAAGAGCUCAAAGAUGCCCACAGUCAGCGUAAACUGGCAAUGCAAGAGUUCGCGGAGAUGAAUGAGAGGCUUACAGACCUGCGCUCCCAAAAGCAGAAGUUUUCUCGCCAGCUCCGGGACAAGGAGGAAGAAAUAGAAGUAAUGAUGCAAAAAACCGAAAGUUUGCGCCAAGAUCUGCGGAGAGUGGAGCGGACCAAAAAAGAGCUGGAUGUGCAGAUGGAACAAGUAGCUGCAGAGGCAACAAAGGAACGAAAGCUACGAGAGCGGAGCGAGCAGUACACAAAGCAGCUGGAGGAAGAACUUGAGGGGCUCAAGCAAAAGCAGGUUGGACGAUCCCCUGGUGUGAGCAGUACAGAGCAUCAGCAGGAAGUGGCAAAGCUCAAAGCUGACUUGGAGAAAAAGACUGUGUUCUAUGAGGAGGAGCUGUCCAAACGGGAAACCCUGCAUGCUACUGAGAUCAGGAACUUGAAGAAGGAACUUCGGGAUGCAGAAGGACAGCAUCUCACCCUCAAGAAGGAAAUAAUGAUUUUAAAAGACAAGUUAGAAAAAACUAGGAGGGAAAGUCAAAAUGAAAGGGAAGAGUUUGAAGGCGAAUUUAAGCAGAAAUAUGAGCGAGAGAGGAUCAUGCUGAUUGAAGACAACAAGAAGCUAUCAAAUGAACUUGAUAAGCUCACAGGGAAGUUUGAAAAGCUGACUGCAAGCAACAAACAAAUGGAGGAAGAGUUACGGGACCUAGCAGAUAAGAAGGAAUCUGUGGCACACUGGGAGGCCCAAAUCACAGAGAUCAUCCAAUGGGUGAGUGAUGAGAAAGAUGCCCGAGGAUACCUUCAAGCACUGGCAACCAAGAUGACUGAGGAGUUGGAGUCGUUGAGAAAUUCCAGUUUGGGAGCACGAGCAACAGAUAUGCCCUGGAAGAUGCGACGCUCUCAGAAAGUGGACAUGUCAGCUCGAUUGGAGCUACAGUCAGCUCUUGAUGCAGAAAUCCGUGCAAAACAGGUCAUUCAGGAUGAACUCAAUAAAGUCAAAGCCGCUAGCAUAUCUACUGAAUGCAAAUUGCAGGAUGGUGAGAAGAGAAACCAGGAGCUGUUAACUGAAAUUGAGAAACUCAAGAAAGAAAUGGAAGAAAUAAAAUCAGAAAAGGGUGUAAAGCACCAAGACUCACAGAAUUCUUUCUUGGCAUUUUUGAAUACACCUGCCUCUCCUCUGGAUCAAUUUGAAAUUGAUUCCAUUGAGAACUUCAACCUUUCGAAUUCUCCUUCUGGCGAAGAGGUGAAAUCACAGGUGCAUUCUCGCUCUCGGUCACCAUCGACAGCAAGUGACAUUGAGACUGUGGAGGGGGUAGAUCAUCCUCCUCGUUCUAUACUGACACCAACUAUCAGGUCAUCAUACAGUGGUUCCACAGUCUCAAAUCCAAAGCCCAAAGCUCAUCAGUUUGUUGUGAAGUCUUUUACUACACCAACGAAGUGCAAUCAGUGUACGUCUCUGAUGGUUGGCUUAGUACGCCAAGGUUGCACGUGUGAAGUAUGUGGUUUCUCAUGCCAUGUCACCUGUGCUGACAAAGCACCGGCUGUUUGCCCCAUUCCACCUGACCAAACAAAGGGUCCACUGGGGAUAGAUCCACAGAGAGGAAUUGGAACUGCCUAUGAGGGUCAUGUUCGGGUACCUAAACCAGCUGGGGUGAAGAAAGGCUGGCAGAGGGCACUGGCUGUGGUUUGCGAUUUCAAGAUCUUUUUGUACGACAUAGCAGAAGGCAAGACAUCUCAGCCAAGUGUGGUCGUUAGCCAAGUUAUUGAUAUGAGGGAUGAAGAGUUUUCAGUAAGUUCUGUGUUAGCUUCUGAUGUUAUCCAUGCCAACAGGAAGGAUGUACCCUGUAUAUUCAGGGUUCCGCUUACAGCAGAACCGGGUAGGUGGGUUGGGCCUAUUAAACAGACCCCGAAACUUCAUUCCGCACGCGAUCGUAAAACUGCAACUCAUAUUAAGGUUACAGCUUCCCAGAUGUCAACAUCCAACAACAAAUGUUCAAUCCUGAUACUGGCUGACAGUGAGAAUGAGAAAAAUAAAUGGGUGGGGCUGCUGAAUGAGCUGCACCGGAUCCUGAAGAAGAACAAACUAAAGGACCGAUCAGUUUUUGUUCCAAAAGAAGCUUAUGACAGUGCCUUGCCACUGAUCAAGACAACACAAUCAGCCGCCAUCAUAGAUCAUGAAAGAAUAGCACUGGGAAAUGAAGAAGGUUUGUUUGUCGUGCACGUCACCAAAGACGAAAUCAUUCGAGUUGGUGAUAACAAGAAGGUCCACCAGAUUGAGCUGAUUUCGGGAGAACAGCUGAUUGCCGUUAUAUCUGGGCGAAACCGCCAUGUCCGCCUUUUCCCCACGACGGCUCUUGAUGGCCGAGAGGGUGACUUCUUCAAGCUGGUAGAGACGAAGGGCUGUCAGACACUGGUGUCAGGAUUGAUGCGCCAUGGCACUGCCACAUGCCUGUGUGUGGCCAUGAAGCGCCAAGUGCAAUGCUAUGAACUCAACCAGAGCAAAACCCGCCACAAAAAGUUUAAAGAGAUCCAAGUGCCAGGAAACGUGCAGUGGAUGGCCAUCUUCAGUGAAUGCUUGCUUGUCGGCUAUCAGUCAGGCUUUGCCAAGUACCCACUGCAGGGAGAUGGGUGUCCUGUUAGCCUACUGCAUCCCGAUGACCACACACUGUCCUUCAUCACUCAACAACCCAACGAUGCAAUCUGUGCAGUGGAAAUUUCAAGCAAGGAGUAUUUAUUGUGUUUCAGUACUGUGGGCAUUUAUGUGGACUGCCAGGGUCGAAGGUCAAGGCAGCAGGAGCUGAUGUGGCCAGCUAUUCCCACGACAUGCUGUUACAAUGCUCCAUAUCUGUCUGUGUAUAGUGAGAAUGCUGUAGAUGUAUUUGAUGUGAACACAAUGGAAUGGAUUCAGACAGUUGCACUAAAAAAGGUUCGGCCACUUAAUACAGAGGGAUCACUAAACCUGCUUGGCCUUGAGACAAUCAGGUUAAUCUAUUUCAAAAAUAAGAUGGCAGAAGGGGAUGAGCUUGUGGUUCCCGAAACAUCUGACAACAGCCGCAAACAGAUGGUCCGGACCAGAAGCAAGAGGAGAUAUUCUUUCCGGGUUCCUGAAGAGGAGAGGCUUCAACAGAGGAGAGAGAUGCUUCGUGAUCCAGAAAUGAGGUCCAAAUUAAUCUCAAACCCAACUAAUUUCAACCAUAUUGUACACAUGGGGCCAGGUGAUGGCAUACAGAUUUUGAAGGACCUUCCAAUGAACUUGCGGCCUCAGGAUGAGAAGAGUCGGACCAUGUUUAGUGCUUCUGUCAGCAUACCUGCCAUUGCACGGUCUCGCACAGAGCCAGGACGCUCCAUGAGUGCUAGCAGUGGUCUCUCAUCAAGAUCAUCGGCACAGAAUGGAAGUGCCCUUCGAAGGGAAUUCUCAGGAGGUAAUUAUGUCAACAAAAGACAGCCAAUGACGUCCCCUUCUGAUGGGUCUCUGUCCUCUGGUGGAAUGGAUCCUGGGAGCGAUGUGCCAACAAGGGAGUUCGAACGAGAUGACUCUGAUUCCCCCAGACACUCUACAGCCUCCAAUAGCUCUAAUCUGAGCAGCCCACCAAGCCCGAUUUCUCCCCACAAACCACAUACCCUUCUGCUUGAAAACACAGAGCACGUUAACUGGGAAACAUGAGACUACCAACUCCAGAGAGAAAUUUCAACAGACCAGCCCUUGCUCUUGUCUUGCUGCACCUAUCCCAACUCCUUUCUCUGGUUCCAGCUGGAUGGAUACAGCAGAUCUGAUGAAAAGAAGCAAAAAGCAUUGUGGACCUGGGACAGUGCCCAAUAUUGUGAAUCUCACAAACACGCACGUGCACCAUGUGGGAGUUUUUACCCUGCUGACCACUUUACUCUACUUUCUGUGUGUGUCUCUCUCGCUCUCUCUUUCUCUGCCCCUCUGUCUUUCUCUCUGCCUCUCUUUCUCUGUCACCCCACUUCUCUUUUUUUUUCUCUCUCACUCUCUUUUUCUCUUUCAUUCUCCAAAUGAGGAGGUGCAAGUUUUUUUCUCACGUGCAUACUCUGCUCUUUUUGCUUACCUUGUUCCUUCACAAGAAUGGACCACAGUUAAGUCGUGUAACUGAUGUUUAAGAUGUUGUUUCUCAUUGCAGCCUCACUAGCCUCAUAGGUCCUCAUAAAAUAUGUAGGGUUGGGGUUAGUGGGGUGGGGGGAGAUGCAGUUUCAAAUUUGAAUCAUCACUUCAGUCUGUUUCAGAUACAGUGUCAGCGGGCUUUUCUUUGUAUUAGUGCUCAGUCUUUUUAUUAUUAUGUUAUUUUGCAAUAAUGAUGUGUGUACAUCUGCAAACAAAUCACCAAACCUUAUUUUACUAAGAAAAACACAAAAAAAGUUCUUUUGUGAUAUAGAAUAUAUAUAAAGUAUAUAUAUUAUAUAUAUAUUAUAAAAAGUUGUGUAUAGUUUUACUUGUUGAAACAGCAGCAAAAAGAAAGGUUACAGUGUAUGUGAUGUCACAGACUGCUGGUAGAUUCUUAUAUAAAGUUCCUCAAUGUAGUGAACCCAGGUAAAGCUGAAAAUUCAAGUUAGGGGGGGGAAAAGUGGAAGCGGCAGUUGGUAAGCUGUGAUAAAACAUCGUGAGGGCAACUGUAUUUUAGUUAAUAAACUCCAAUAUAUAGACAGAAAAUGACUGAUUUAUGUUGCAUGUUGCAAAGAGACUGCACUGGUUAGAGAGUCAAUUCGGGGUGUCUUAUUGAUCCAGUUCUGAGUAAACAAGGCCCAUUUUUGUAGUCAUUCCAGUAUUUGAUCUGGUACCCAGAUCCUUGAGCUGAACUAACCUUGUACAUUAUAUACUGCUGCUGGGCAGGACUCGUCCUUGCUUCACUUCACUCCAGCCCUCACCAAAUGCUGAUGUUUAUUACACAUUUAAAAAAAUCCUGAGGACUAUGCUUUGGUAAGCUUGCUCUGGCCAGUAAAAAAAAAAUCCCUACAUUCCCUUUUCUACAGCCACUUCCCCCUGUCUGUCAUCUUCACUACUUUCUGUACACUGUUUGCUGCAGCAGGAAGCAAUGAGGCAGAAAAUUCCUCCAAGCAGCGAGAGGGCAUUCAAGGAUGGCUUGCUAGUUUAGACCUGGUGAGAGUUGUUUGUUAGUGGCUGAGACCACCCUUCUUGGAACAGAAUAGCAAGCGAUCUCAAAUCCCAUCCUGCCAUGUCUGUCCUCUGAUCCCUUCCUAUCCCCUGAUCCCUUCCUAUCCCCAACUGCUCUUUAAUCUUUACGCAAGCCUGAUGAUGAUCUUCUCACCCCUAUCUAACCCUGACAGCCCUCUUCCACCCAUUUUCCUGCCUGUCUGAUUUUCUUCUGCUAUCAACUACACCCCCAGCUCAACUGCCCUUUGACCCCCUGCUCCCCCUUCUUGAGCCACCUCCCCUUUGCUGCUGCCUACUCUCUGAUGCCUUUUCAACUUGACAUUAAACCCCAGUAUCUCUCUGAUGUAACAAAAUGAGCUCCAAGUGGUCUGAAUCCAAUAAAGGGCACAUUUAGUUUCAGUUAAAUAAUUUCUAAAAUGUUUGACAUCUAGUUUGAAAAUGCCAGUCAAAGGUCCCUCUCUUCUCCCUCCCAGUUACCACUGUCCUUAACCAUUGCUUCCCGGCAGGUGCAUGCAUUGGUUGGAUGGGAGAGGAGAUGGGCUCGAUCCUCAGUGUUAAGAAGUGUUAGCAGAAUGGAGAGAACCUGGCAGCCCCCUGAGCAAGGAAGAUACAUUUACAGUAUUGCGUUCAGUGGGCACCAAGCUGCCAUUGUCCACAGCAGUUUCAUAUCAUUUAUUUUCAAGAGCUUUAGGGAUUCCCUUUUGUAAGAUUAUUGUACAGUUUUGCAUGUCAUAGAUGUAAUCAUUUUUUUAAUUUUUCUUUUGUCCAGGUUAAAGGCUGACUUUAGUAAAUUAAUUGCUUGGCUUGAUUACUCCUUCCUCUUCCCCUUAAAAUGUUUGUAGGGGUUAAUUUGUAAGAGAGACUCUGCAGAUUGCAGAUUCUUUUGCACAAGAAUAUUUAAGGCAGGUGUCCGACCAGCCGCCAUUAUUUUAUGUUGGUGACACACGAAAUAUUAACCAAGACUUUGAUGUAUUCAAUAAAACAGGGAACUGUUACAAA